CGGGAGAAGGCAGAUAUGCAGGAGCAUAAUGACAUGUUCCGUUUUGUGUAGUUUUUACAACUUUAAUACAUUCCUAGUCGUUAUUCAUCAAGUUGGCCGAUGUUGACAUCUCAUUUAUAUAAUGCGUUGCUUAAAAACACAUAACAAGGUGAUGUCGUCCUGGGGCUAAAGACAAACAAGCCUUAGUUAUAUAUUUAAGCUGUAAUUCUAUCCCCAUUUCUGGGGGUUGUAUCGAUAGAUAUGACUUUUAUCAGACUUUCUAUAAAUUCAAUUUGAUCUUAUUCGAUUUUACUCCAAGACUGUCUUACUGAUGUCAAACGAAAUAGGAAUUUAAAAUCUUGAAAUGAGGAAAUAUUCAGGACGAUAUCCUUGCUUAUCGGCUUAGGUAAUUCGAUUGUGUGGCAAGUAUAGGUUUGUUACACUACAGCCAGACCGGAGAUCGGGUGGAGUAAUCUUGUUGUGUGUCAGGAAUAACGUUACAAAAAAUCCGGGAAUAUGUUACCUCGGAACUGACCACUGACAAGUAUGCCCGCGGGUAGUCCGACGUCCGAUAAAUACGUGGUCUACACCGUGGAUACGGAGGAUAGUAGUUCCGGUCUAGAGGACGGACAAAUUGUGUUCCGGGACCCGGACGGUAUCAAUGGGCUUAAAAGGAUGCCGCUUCGCUCCCUGUCUUCCGACUCCUGGGGGACUUACUGGUCCAAAAGGGAGAAGUGUUGUUGUCUCUGGAACGUCUUCCUUAUUCUCGUCGUCAUCUGUCUUGCCAUCGUCUUCAUCGUCAUGCAUAAGACCCUAACGGACCAACAGUCGGAGCCGGACAAUUCUAGUAUGGUACAUACAGCUUCCGGACAUCCGGACGUGGCGGACAGACGCGUCACACCGGCACCUCUUGCCCCCAGGGAAACGAUCUGCAGCAGUCACGACUGUGUACGCCUGGCGGGAUCUAUUCUCUCUCACAUGGACACGGACGUGGACCCGUGCGAGGACUUUUAUGAGUAUUCAUGUGGAGGAUUUAAAAAAAUGGCGUAUCUUACCUGGGAAGCACCACGUGUCCGCGAGAAUCCCGAUAUACUUCUAACAAAAUACGAAGAUUUCUUGAAAGAUCGAUUGUCCGCACCAUCUGACCCCUCUGUAUCCCGACACGAAAACAAACUGAAGACCAUCUACCGCGCAUGUCUAUGGAGGCGGAGCAUUCCCCUUGGUACUAUUAGAUCUGCAAUUCAGGAUCUGGUCAACUCGCAGAACACUUCCCAGCAGCUAGAGAGUAACGAAUUCAGGUUGACGCAACUCGUUGCUAUGGUGACACGAAAUUUUGGUGCUUCGCCAUUUUUCAAGGUUAUGGUGGACAGAAACCAGAAAAUAUCUAUCAUCAACAAUUAUUCUGAUGACGUCAUCAGGGAGAUGUUUGAUGACGGUGAAAUUGUUUCCAGUUUUCGUCAUUUGAUGCCAAGUGAUUUCUACUACCGGGAUCAUGUCUCGGACCAAACGAUGCAGUCCUAUAAGUCUUUCUUUAAGAUGACAGCAAUGACUAUUCUAGAUGCCCCUGAAGGCGACAAAUUCACCAGGGGCCUAAUCGAUAAUUUGGAUUCGGUAUUUGAAUUGGAAGUCUCGCUGAACAAGAACUGGUACAAAGAUGAGAGGAGAAAUAAUUUUAAGUCAAUAGAAAACUGUGAAUCACGUAUGAACAUAUCAAGACUACAGGAUAAAUUUCCCAGAUACGGAAUUUCUUGGGAGUUAUAUUUCAAACUGUUGCUAGGAGACAGCCGUAACGUGACAGGAGGGACAGAGCUUUGCGCUGUGGAUUUGUCCCCGUCUAUACAAGGUGUGAUAGCACGGACUGACUCCCUCACUCUCAUUCAUUAUGUGUGGAUGCAUACACUUCUACACACGGAUAUAUUCAAUAUGUUUGCUGACAGAACCAGGCCUUUUAAUCUUUCUACAAGUAUUUAUAAUAUCCCCAAACAUUCCAACGACGAAGCAAUGUGUAUUGCAUACCUGUCUACAGUUUUGCCACUAUCGGCAAUUGUCACCAUUCCAAAGUUGAACGUGUUUGAAAAGGAGUCACAGAUGCUCUUUGUGAACUUAAAACAGACAUUAAUAGAGGUCAUGGACGGUUUAUACUGGAUUCCAAGGCAUCAAAGGGAGGCAGUUGCUGCCCACAUGGACAACAUAACUCUUCAUUUUGAAUGGACGAAGUGGAAAGUGUUGAUCGGGAGCGGAGUGCUUGAUAUAUCUAAACUAACAGGUGGAUACAUCGAUAAUAUGCUAGAAAUCACAAGAACUAAACACAAGUUAUAUUUAACAGGGAUUAAAAUAUACCCAACAUGGAGAAUGUCAAUAAGCAAGUUUGUGAAAAAGUACCAAUCGGUGGAGUUGUCGGCUUCUGCUAUCCAGGGGCCGUCGUUUUACAGCCCCGCAACAGUUCCUGUGACGUAUGGGUCCACGGGGGUCCUCAUCGCCCAAACAUUGGUCAAAGCAUUUGACAUCGACGCGUUACUGCUGCACUUCAUGACUGGACUGAUCGACCGCCGGGUACUGUUCACGAUGGCCCACCACCUCCAGUGUAUGAUAGACACAUUCGACAGAUACUCUCUGAUCGACACCCAAGGCGCCCGCCACCAGGUUCGAGGAGACCUGACCAAGGGAGAUAAUUUCCGAGACACUCUAGCUUUACAUGUAGCAUUUAGGGCCUACAGACGAUCAUUUGACCGUGGCUACGACCGGAUGGUGCUACCAGGUCUUAAUCUAACCGACCAUCAACUCUUCUUUGUAACAUAUACACAGACUAUGUGCGAGAAAGUUAACGCCAGAGGGGUCGAGUUAUACUACAUGGAUAUCAACAAUCCAGAAUUACCAAGAUAUAUCAAAGUACAUGGAUCGCUUUCCAAUUUUCCAAAAUUUUCAGCAGCUUACAAAUGUCCUAAAAAAAGUCCAAUGAACUCCGAUUCCAAAUGUAUUGUGCUGUAAAGUUGUAUUGUAAAUGUUAUGAAGACAAUUAAAUCUAUAUUUUCUCAAA
Mizuhopecten yessoensis (Yesso scallop) is the source of this 3016-nucleotide messenger RNA. RefSeq names its product membrane metallo-endopeptidase-like 1. Gene Ontology annotation, biological process: protein processing. The record is from RefSeq and is a predicted model, not a curated record. Bases 526 to 2967 code for a protein of 813 amino acids. The transcript has 14 exons. Gene Ontology annotation, cellular component: plasma membrane. Gene Ontology annotation, molecular function: metalloendopeptidase activity. NCBI's taxonomy places the organism in Eukaryota, Metazoa, Mollusca, Bivalvia, Pectinida, Pectinidae.